UGUCUGUUAAAUGUGAAAGUUAAAUGUGCCGGUUGAAUGUGUGCUUGCAGUCCGUCAGCAGCAGCGAUUGCUGCUGCUAUUUGCUGCAACAAUGGGGAGGCUGGAGGGAGGGAGGCGUUGCACUUCAAGAGGCGGUUGGCGGCGUCUUUGCGAGAGGAGCGUCUCCACCUCCUCCCGGCAAACUCCCCUCGCUCCUCCUCUUUUAUCGUCGCCUCCCCCACCUCCUCUCUCUGUUCUCUAAGCUCACUGCCUCUCCCACCUCACUUACACUCUCACUUCUCACACACUAUCACGUCCCCUCUCUCACCUCUCUCACUCCUCUCAACCCCGAACCUCUCUCUCGUCUCGCGACCCCAUGGCGACGCCGCGCUCCGUGCUGGUGACGGGAGCGAACCGGGGUCUGGGGCUGGAGCUCGUGCGCCAGCUGCUGCUGCUGCCGCUGCCGCAGGGCGCUGCGGACCCCGGCCCCCGCGUGCUCGCCACCUGCAGGGACCCCGACGGGGCCGGCGCGCAGGCGCUGCAGGAGCUGGCGAGCGCUCACCCCCAGCUCACGGUGCUGCAGCUCGGUGAGGCGAGACGCCGCAACUCAUCGGUGUCUCCUCGGUGUUGUUUCUCACGCUGCAGUGUCUGCGUGACUUCUUGGUGUCCCUCUCACUCCUCAGCGUGUCUCCCCGGUGUCCCCUCUCACUCCUCUGCGUAUCCUCCACCGUGCAGGUGUAACGUUCUUGUCUCUCAACUCCUAAGUUGGAUGUUCAACGUGGGCGACUUUCCGUGUGGAGUUCGCGUGUGUUCCCCACCCACGUUCUGCGUGGGUUUCCUCUACGUUCCCCGGUUUGUUUCCCCCUCCCUCCACAGAUAAAGUUAACGCACAUUGCAACUUCCAUUGGCCAAACAUCCCAAUGCUAAAACAAAAAUUACCAGCAGUAGCAGCGGCGGCAUUGGCCAUUACUGCGUAACCCUUGGGCCAGGACCCUAUUGAAGUCGAGCCCUGAGACUCGAGAGAAGCUUUCCCCGGGGGCCCUGGGCGGUUACGUCCGGCGUGUUUGGUCACCGCUCUUUUUUUAUCAGAAUUUUUAUUUAGACUGCAGGAGGAGGAAUCUGAUGAGCGAUGAAGCUAUUUUUUGCAGACGUCCAGUAGGGGCGGAGGGAGUGGGAUUGGUCGGGGGGGGGGGAGAGCGUCUGGAGCCUUCUCGCCUGCCACAGUCACCCCUGAGCCCGAGACGCAUUGUCAUCACCGUUUCACGUGGUGACAACCGGGAAAAGCCUCGCAGCUGAGGCUCAAGACUCGUGCUGAGGAUGGCUCCUGCCAGCGUCUUCUUUCACAGAUGUCCAUGCGAGCGAGCGCGAGAAACGUCCCCCUCCCCGUAUCUCUCUCGUGCCCUUGGAUGUCGUGAGGCUGCGAUAUCAGUCGCGCCGUCGCGCCGCGCUCGCAGUCGCGAGGCUGCCCGGACACGGCACGGGAAUGUGGCCCAAAGAAACCCCGGCGAGGUUCAAAGAGCCUCGGCGAGAUUCGGCGAGGCUCCGAGAGCCGCGGCGAGGCUCAGCAACCCCCGGCGAGAUUCGGCGAGGCUCCGCGAGCCCUGUCGAGAUUCAGUGCAAGGCGCGGCCCGCGUCUUUCUACUCCCCAUUACCUCUGGGAAUCUCCGUGGGCCUCCCUCUGACCCUCUCCCGGCCCGGGUGGCUCUGUCCGCGAGACCCCCGCGUGGCGCUUCCCCGAGCGCUGCGAGUGAACCCUUUUGUGCCGCUGCAUCGGCCGUGCUUCUGUCUCGUUCAGUGUGUCACAGUGUGUGUGUCACAGUGUGUCACUGUGUCACAGUGUGUGUCACUGUGUCACAGUGUGUGUGUCACAGUGUGUGUGUCACAGUGUGUGUCACAGUGUAUGUGUGUCAGUGUGUCACAGUGUGUGUGUCACAGUGUGUGUGUCACAGUGUGUGUGUGUCAUAGUGUGUGUCACAGUGUGUGUGUCACAGUGUGUGUGUCACAGUGUGUCACUGUGUCACAGUGUGUGUCACAGUGUGUGUGUCACAGUGUGUCACUGUGUCACAGUGUGUGUCACAGUGUGUCACUGUGUCACAGUGUGUCACUGUGUCACAGUGUGUGUGUCACAGUGUGUCACAGUGUGUCACUGUGUUAGUAUGUGUCACAGUGUCACAGUGUGUCUGUGUCAGUGUGUGUGUCACAAUGUGUCACAGUAUGUCACAGUGUGUCACUGUGUUAGUAUGUGUCACAGUGUCACAGUGUGUCUGUGUCAGUGUGUGUGUCACAGUGUGUCACAGUGUGUGUGUCACAGUGUGUGACAGUGUGUGUGUGUCAGUGUGUAUGUCACAGUGUGUGUGUCAGUGUGUGUGUCACAGUGUGUGUCACAGUGUAUGUCACAGUGUGUCACAGUGUGUGUGUCACAGUGUGUCACAGUGUGUGUCACAGUAUGUCACAGCGUGUCACAGUGUGGCACAGUAUGUCACUGUGUCUCACUGUGUUAGUGUGUGUCACAGUGUGUCACAGUGUGUGUGUCACAUAGUGUGUGUGUGUGAGCGGUAGUGUAGCGGUUAGCGCGCUGCGCUAUGAACCUAGCGACCCAGGUUCGAUUCCCGCUCACGGCCAACACCAGUGACGAUUAUCUGAACCGGUCCUGGGCCUCCCCUAGGUCGACUCAGCCUGAAAUGAGUACCUGGCGUGGUGUGUAAACAUCGCCAAUGGGGAGACAAAGGCGGUCGGGCGUGGUGCUGGCCACCCACCCCCUCGUGUACCGUUCCGGCCUUCAUAGGUGCUCGCUGACAGCACUUGCCCUUACAGUCUGUUAAGGCUAUACGGGGGACCUUUGUUCUUUGUGUGUGACUACACACACUGUGUGUCACAGUGUAUGUGUCACAGUGUGUGUAGUCCAGGAAAACAACCUCCUACCUCCUCGCGGUGCCGGACAGGCAACAGUGUCGUGGACAGUGCUGUGGGGGGAGGACCAAUGCCUCAUUGGCCUCUCCCCUCAUGGCGUCUGUGACCACCACAGUGGUUAAACGGGGGCUCUGGACGGGUGCAAGGGGCUGGUAACCCCUCCACCCUCAAUUGAUUACCACGAAACUACGAAUUAAACAUAAAUCUGUAACAAAUAAGCUUGUGCCGGAGGCCUCGGGGGGACAAACGUCUAUGACGUCUCCUGGCCAAACCUCAAUUGGCGGAGCCAGGAGAUUGAAUCUUCACCCUCGGGGCUCCUCCAGAAACAACGAAAAGCCACUACAGAUGGCCACAUGGAAUGUUCGAACGCUCACUGUGGAGGAGAGGCUGCCACUCCUUUGUCGGGAGCUGGACCGGUACCGCCUGGAUCUCUGUGGCAUUCAGGAGGUCCGGUGGACCGGUUCUGGCUCCUGCCACCAUGAGGGGUGGACAGUCCUCUACUCGGGGCAGGAGACUGCCAAACAACAGGGUGUGGCUCUUCUUUUGAACAAAAGAAUGAAGAGGGCAUGGGAGCAUGGCGGUGAGGUGUGGGAAGUUGUAAGCCCCAGGAUACUUUGGGCUCGCCUUCCCAUCAACCGGAGGCGAGGAGUGGUGGUCGUGGUUACUUAUGCCCCCACCGAAGACGAACAUCCGUGGAGGGAUGCAGGCAAAGCCGAUGAGUCAGAUGCCUUCUAUGACCUUCUGUCACAGGUGCUGGCUAAAGUGGCCACUCGGGACAGAGUCAUCUUGUUGGGUGACUUCAAUUCCCGAGUUGGUUAUGAUGCUGGCACCUGGUCUGGAGUGAUUGGAAGGCAUGGGCAAGAUCAGCUCCAUAACAACGGUAGGAGGCUGCUAGAUUUUUGUGCAGCCCAUGGGCUUAUAAUUACCAACACGCUCUUCCGGCAUCGGCGUAUCCACACACAUCAUGGAUACAUGCCGGGUCCAAGCAAGAACAUCUGCUGGACUACAUAGUGACGGACCAGCGGAUGCGAGCCCAUGUCCUUGACACCAGGACCUACCGUGGAGCUGAUCUGCCCUCUGACCAUCGACUAGUCAUCUGUAAGAUGUGCCUGCCAUUCUUCCACUCCGGUGGUGGGUGUACACCCAGGACCCCAUUCCAACCUAAAGUGGCCUGGUCUCAGCUGAUGAAAGUUGCAAGCGAGAAUGUCAUCAUCGCUUGCAGCUGGGGUUGGCAUUGUCCCCCACUCCUCCUGAUGUCGAGGGUAAAUGGGCGAGGUUUAGGACUGUGACUCAUGCAGCGGCAAUGGCUGCUUUGGGUACACGGUCCAGACCUCCCCAUAAACCCUGGCUGACAGAGGAGGUGUUCAGGUUAUUUGAAAAAAAGCGACAAGCCCACUCUCAUUGGCUACAGCAUCCCACGUCAGAGAAUGAGGAGGUUUACCGCAGCCUUCGCUCGGAGGUUCGGAGAGCCGUAAGGUGCUGCAAGGAUGGGUGGUGGUCGCGGGUUGCUGAGGAGAUAGAGUCUGCCUCAGUGGCCCGCGAUCACAAAUCACUAUUUAACUCCAUCAAAAAAGUAACCUGCAGCACCACACCUAUUACCAUCAUUAGGGGAAAAAACGGUGAUCCAAUCUCCGACCCCCAGGAACAGGUUUGCAGAUUUGCUGAGCAUUUCUGUGAGGUCCUGGGGGAGGGGAAAUCCCUCAGCCAGGAAAACAUCAUGGCACAAAGUGGGGAUAACCCUGCUGAGGCUGCGGUGCCUCAAAUAUUGGAAGAGGUCACCCCCUGUGAUUGGCUGGCUGAGGUGCCAUCUGUUGAGGAAGUACUGAGGGCGAUCCGGAGUCUGAGACCAGGGAAGGCACCGGGCAGAGAUGAUCUCCCAAGCGAAAUGCUGAGGGAGGGUGGCGUUUGUGCACAGACUGCCCUAGAUGACAUCAUAAAAACAGUCUGGACCACUGGACGGGUUCCACAGGAUUGGAAGGAUGCCCUGGUGGUCCCCCUCUUUAAAAAGGGGGACCGUACCGACUGUAACAACUACAGGGGCAUCUCACUCCUCAGUGUGCCGGGUAAGGUCCUGGCAAGGAUUAUUUAAUAUCGCCUUGAUAGGCACACUGAGGAGAGGCUUGCGGAGCCCCAAUGCGGUUUCAGGAAAGGGCGGUCCUGCACAGAUGCCAUAUUUUCUGUCCGUCUGCUACAGCAGAGGUGUAGGGAAUUCCAAAAAGACCUACAUCUCUGCUUUAUUGACCUGGUCAAGGCCUAUGAUACCAUCAGUAGGACUGGGUUCUGGGUUGUUCUUCGUGCUUUCGGAGUCCCUGACCCUCUGCUCACGAUCAUUAAGGACCUUCAUGAUGGUGAGCGGGCCCGGGUAAAACUAUGUGGCCGGGAGUCGGAGCCUUUCCCUGUACACCUUGGGGUGCGACAGGGAUGUCCUCUGGCUCCCACAUUAUUUAACAUCUAUUUUGACCGCGUAGUUCGUCAAGCCUUCAAUAGCUGUACCGGAGGAAUUUCCAUUUGGUACAGAUAUAAUGGGAGGCUGAUCGAUGCCCGGGUGCGAUCAAGGGAUGGCUCCCUAUUGGUCAACCACGUUAUGUAUGCCGAUGAUUUGGUAAUAGCUGCUCAUUCAGAAGAGGAGUUGGAGACGCUGCUGCUGAGACUGGAGCGUGCCACUAAGAGGUGGGGCCUUACCAUCAGCCCCACCAAAACUAAGCACCUGCCUGGGUAUUUUGUACCAUCGGACACUCCACCCCCACAACUCCCAAUUGGUGAUGGGGCAGUUGUGGAGAGAGUGGAGAGUUUCCCAUACCUGGGCAGUGUGCUUAUGACCGGCUCCAGUUUAUCAGCAGAGAUCUCACUCCGAAUCAGUCGAGCGUUAAUAUCUAUUCAUCGGUUGCGUGACGCUGUGUAGAAGCUACCUGGACUGUCGCUCCGCACGAAGCUUCAGGUCUUCUCGGCCACAGUCAUUCCUUCCCUUUUUUAUGCUUGCGAAACGUGGACCCCUCUAAUGGAGCAUCUUCGCUGUUUGGAAACAUUUAGGCUGGCCUGCCUACGAUCCAUCCUGGGUUUAACCAGGCUGGAUUGUGUGAGGAGCUCACAAAUCCUUGAAAGAUCUGGGCAAAGUCCCAUCGGUGAGCUCCUCCGGCAGGCAAGGCUGCGUUGGCUGGGUCAUGUAGCCCGCAUGCCCAGCCACCGCAUGCCUAAACAGCUUUUGUUCGGCCGGAUUGAGGGGGUUAAAUGGGCGCGGCACGAGCUAGAGAAGAGAUGGAGUGAUGUGGUACGGGAGGACGUGGAGCUGAGUGGACUUGCCGAUGACUGGUACCAGCGGUGUCAAGAUCGGCCUCAGUGGAGGAGGCUCGUGAAGGACGUUACUGGGCAGUUGGAGGCAGUCGCCCUACAACAACAACGGAGGGCUGAGGAGCGACGCUCACAACAACCAGCGGAGCGCCGGGUGACUAAAGCACAGCAAGUUGGUACAGUAGGGGGCAAAGGUGGUGCAUCAGCCAGUCAUCUCAGUCAUCUCGGUCAGUCGACCCGUGGCACCUGCUGGGUCUGCCCCGUGACCUCCUGCCAGCGGGCGUUCGACACUUCACGUGGCCUCAAGGUGCACUUGGCCUGGCACAAGCGUCGUGGUGACGUCACCGCCACUUAGAGGCGAAUGGCAGUUGUUGUUGUGUCACAGUGUCAGUGUGUGUGUCACAGUGUGUCACAGUGUGUCACAGUGUGUGUCACAGUGUGUGUCACAGUGUCACAGUGUGUGUGUCACAGAGAGGCUGGUAACCCCUCCAUCUUCAAUUAACCACCACUAAACUACGAUAUAAACAUAAACCUGUAACUAAUAAGCUUGUGCCGGAGGCCCCGGGGGGUCAGGCUUUUAUGACGUCUCCUGGCCAAACCCCAUCUGGCGGAGCCAGGAGAUUGAAUUUUCACCCUCGGGGCUCCUCCAGAAACAACAAAAAACCAUUGCGGAUGGCCGCGUAGAAUGUUCGAACGCUCACUGUGGAGGAGAGGCUGCCACUUCUCUGUCGGGAGCUGGACCGGUACCGCCUGGAUCUCUGUGGCAUUCAGGAGGUCCGGUGGACCGGUUCUGGCUCCUGCCACCAUGAGGGGUGGACAGUCCUCUACUCGGGGCAGGAGACUGCCAAACAACAUGGUGUGGCUCUUCUUCUGAACAAAAGAAUGAAGGGGGCGUGGGAGUGUGGCGGUGAGGUGUGGGAAGCUGUAAGCCCCAGGAUACUUUGGGCUCGCCUUCCCAUCAACCAGAGGCGAGGAGUGGUGGUCGUGAUUACUUAUGCCCCCACCGAAGACGAACAUCCAUGGAGGGAUGCAGGCAAAGCCGAUGAGUCAGACGCUUUCUAUGACCUCCUGUCACAGGUGCUGGCUAAAGUGGCCACUCGGGACAGAGUCAUCUUGUUGGGUGACUUCAAUGCCCGAGUUGGUCAUGAUGCUGGCACCUGGUCUGGAGUGAUUGGAAGGCAUGGGCCAGAUCAGCUCAAUAAUAACGGUAGGAGGCUGCUAGAUUUUUGUGCAGCCCAUGGGCUUGUAAUUACCAACACGCUCUUCCGGCAUCGGCGCAUCCACACAACAUCAUGGAUACAUGCCGGGUCCAAGCAAGAACAUCUGCUGGACUACAUAGUGACGGACCAGCGGAUGCGAGCCCAUGUCCUUGACACCAGGACCUACCGUGGAGCUGAUCUGCCCUCUGACCAUCGACUAGUCAUCUAUAAGAUGCGCCUGCCUUUCUUCCACUCCGGUGGUGGGUGUACACCCAGGAUCCCAUUCCAACCAAAAGUGGCCUGGUCUCAGUUAGCUGAUGAAAGUUGCAAGCGAGAAUUUCAUCAUUGCUUGCAGCUGGGGUUGGCAUCGUCCCCCACUCCACCUGAUGUCGACGGUAAAUGGGAGAGGUUUAAGACUGUGACUCAUGCAGCUGCAAUGGCUGCUUUGGGUACGCGGUCCAGACCUCCCCAGAAACCCUGGCUGACAGAGGAGGUGUUCAGGUUAAUUGAAAAAAAGCGACAGGCCCACUCUCAUCGCCUACAGCAUCCCACAUCAGAGAAUGAGGAGGUUUACCGCAGCCUUCGCUCGGAAGUUCGGAGAGCCGUAAGGCGCUGUAAGGAUGGGUGGUGGUCGCGGGUUGCUGAGGAGAUGGAGUCUGCCUCAGUGGCCCGUGAUCACAAAUCACUAUUUAACUCCAUCAAAAAAGUAACCUGCAGCGCCACACCUAUUACCAUCAUUAGAGGAAAAAACGGUGAUCCAAUCUCCGACCCCCAGGAACAGGUUUGCAGAUUUGCUGAGCAUUUCUGUGAGGUCCUGGGGGAGGGAAAUUCUCUCAGCCAGGAAAACAUCAUGGCACAAAGUGGUGAUAACCCUGCUGAGGCUGCGGUGCCUCAAAUAUUGGAAGAGGUCACCCCCUGUGAGUGGCUGGCUGAGGUGCCAGCUGUUGAGGAAGUACUGAGGGCGAUCCGGAGUCUGAGACCAGGGAAGGCACCGGGCAGAGAUGAUCUCCCAAGCGAAAUGCUGAGGGAGGGUGGCGUUUGUGCACAGACUGCCCUAUAUGACAUCAUAACAACAGUCUGGACCACUGGACGGGUUCCGCAGGACUGGAAGGAUGCCCUGGUGGUCCCCCUCUUUAAAAAGGGGGACCGUACCGACUGUAACAACUACAGGGGCAUCUCACUCCUCAGUGUGCCGGGUAAGGUCCUGGCAAGGAUUAUUCAAUAUCGCCUUGCUAGGCACGCUGAGGAGAGGCUUGCGGAGCCCCAAUGCGGUUUCAGGAAAGGGCGGUCCUGCACAGAUGCCAUAUUUUCUGUCCGUCUGCUACAGCAGAGGUGUAGGGAAUUCCAAAAAGACCUACAUCUCUGCUUUAUUCACCUGGUCAAGGCCUAUGAUACCAUCAGAAGGACUGGGUACACGGUGCUAGGGAUGCUGCGCUAG
This is a messenger RNA of Lethenteron reissneri (Far Eastern brook lamprey), 8814 nucleotides long. RefSeq lists its product as uncharacterized. NCBI's taxonomy places the organism in Eukaryota, Metazoa, Chordata, Hyperoartia, Petromyzontiformes, Petromyzontidae. Gene Ontology annotation, molecular function: catalytic activity. The record is from RefSeq and is a predicted model, not a curated record.